AUGUACGAAUUUGAAGCGCUAGACCAUCCAGAAUGGUUAGCCAACGAUCCUGAACUCAAGAUUCGGAUUGAUUUUGACAAAGAAGACAAGACGUUAACGAUUGAGGAUAACGGUAUUGGUCUAUCCAAGCAAGAAGCCAUCGAUCAUUUGGGCACCAUCGCUAAAAGUGGUACCAAAGAUUUUGUCAGUAAACUCAGCGGUGACCAAAAGCAAGACUCCAAUCUAAUCGGUCAAUUUGGAGUGGGGUUUUAUUCUGGAUUCAUGGUAGCUGACAAAAUCACGGUGGAGUCUCGUCGAGCUGGAUUACCUGAAAAUGAUGGGGUACGCUGGGUGAGUGGUGGUUCUGGUGAUUUUGAAGUGGAAACCAUUGAUAAACCAAGCCGUGGUACCAAAGUUAUUUUGCAUUUACGGGAUGAUGCAGAUCAAUACCUUAGUUUCUGGAAAAUCAAAGAAAUUGUUGGAAAAUACUCUGACCAUAUCUCUUUACCGAUUGAAAUGCGUGAAGAAAAAUGGGUUGAAGGGCCUUGGAUUGAUCCUGCUGAUGAGAGUAAAGGACGGGAGCCAGGCAAGAUGGUCGUUUUGGAUACUUGGCAGAUGGAAAGCCGCACAGUUAAAGCCAUCCGUGAUGGAUCGACAAAACGAGUUCUUGGCGUUUUGGAAGAUUUGGCCAAUCGAAACGAAUUGCCAACUGAAAACGCAGCACAGGGUGCCUCAGCUGAUGAGGUGAUCGACGCAGUGACCGAAGAAGAUAAAGCGAUGGCAGGAAAAUAUGAUCAAUUUUAUCAGGCAUUUGGCGCGGUUUUGAAGGAGGGUUUAGGCGAGGACUUUGCAAAUCGUGAUCGUAUUAGUCGUUUAUUACGGUUCCAGACAACCUUAUCUCAAGGAAAAAUGAUUUCAUUUUCAGAUUACAAAGCACGCAUGCCUGAAGGUCAAAAAGCGAUGUAUUACAUCACUGCCGAUAGUUUGGCUCAAGCGCAAAAUAGUCCGCAAUUGGAAGUCUUCAAGAAAAAGGGGAUCGAAGUUCUGUUGAUGACCGAUCGGGUCGAUGAAUGGGCUUUAAGCCAUCUUCAUGAAUUUGAUGGAGUUCCACUAAAGAGUGUUGCAAAAGGCGCGGUUGAUCUUGGAGACUUACAAAAUGAACAGGAAAAGGCUGCUGAAAAAGAAGCACAAGAGGCUUUUAAGUCUUUGUUAGAUCGACUAAAAGUUAGUUUAAAAGACAAAGCUCAAGACGUCCGCAUCACCAGUCGCUUAGUCGAUAGUCCUGCGUGUUUAGUGGUUUCAGAUUACGGCAUGAGUACCCAGUUAACCCGCUUACUCAAACAGGCUGGACAGCCAGUGCCAGACAGUAAACCGAUUCUUGAAAUUAACCCUGACCAUGGCUUGGUCAAAAAGCUGGAAAAUUCUGCGCAAUUUGAUGAUUAUGCACAAAUUUUGUUUGAUCAAGCUUUGUUGGCAGAAGGCGGUGUCUUGGACGAUCCUGCUGCCUACGUGAGACGGGUUAAUCAAUUAUUGGUGUAG
Messenger RNA from Darwinula stevensoni, 1518 nucleotides. The record is from the annotation of a GenBank genome assembly. Lineage: Eukaryota; Metazoa; Arthropoda; Ostracoda; Podocopida; Darwinulidae.